AUGAUUGACGAUCGCGCCGUGACUGCUAGCGGCAGCAAGGCCACGCUUGAUUGGGCCCUGCCACGAGCUGAUGGCUGCGCUCGCUACACGCUGCCUGUGUUUGCAGAGGACAGCAAGGAGGUCGAAGCCUCGAUAUAUCUGGCGGGAGUCCUCAUCCAAGAGCAGAUUUGGCAGCGAAGCGCCCAGUCGAUGAUGCUCUGCGGUCCAGCAAAGAUCUGCGAGGCAUUGAAGAAGGAGUUCUCCGUUGGCGGGACCUACGAGUUUGAGGUCAAGUCGAUGCCUAAUGUGUGCGGAACUCCAGAUAGUGCGUUCUCCGUGACGAUCGUCGCCAGCACAGCUGCGCUGCCGGCAGCAAAGGACACGCCACAGGUUUGCGGCAAAGAUGCCUCUGGUUGCAGACUGGCCUUCGACCUUGGCAAGAGUGACAUUAAGACCGUGGCUGUCAAAGACAACCAGGUGGUCUACUCGAAAGAGACAGAGUGGGAUGUUACAAACGCGGACCCCGACUAUCAUUACAAGGCGAUCGUCGACGCUUUGAAAUUGGCAAAGGAGAAGCUGCCGACCGUCCAAGCCAUAGGUGGCAGUGCCACAGGAACGGUUGGCGCCAACAACGAGGCCACCUGGUGUGACAUCUUCCCGAAUGUGCCACCACCCGUCUACAAGGCCAAGGUGGUGGACAUUUUCCAGCGCAUCUCAAAAGAGUUGGCUGGGAGCGUGCCCCUGAAGGUCAUCAACGAUGGCGAGGUGUGGGCGCUAGUGAAGGGUGUCUGCUUAAGGCAUGGGGUUUUCUAG
This is a messenger RNA of Symbiodinium sp. CCMP2592, 792 nucleotides long. The record is from the annotation of a GenBank genome assembly. NCBI's taxonomy places the organism in Eukaryota, Dinophyceae, Suessiales, Symbiodiniaceae.